This is a messenger RNA of Durusdinium trenchii, 450 nucleotides long. NCBI's taxonomy places the organism in Eukaryota, Dinophyceae, Suessiales, Symbiodiniaceae. The record is from the annotation of a GenBank genome assembly.
AUGUUCCUAUCUAUCCAAGCCUUUUUGUGCCCUCCGAACGACGGCAAGGAAGCUGCACUUCAUGUUUCUCCCUCUGCACCCGUGGCCGGAAUGUCUUGUCACUCCCGUGCCCAUGCUGCAGCCUUCGUCGCGGCCGCGGCGCCGGACGUGCUGCGGAGCCAGGAGGUGGUGCUUGUGGUGCCGGCGACGGUCAAUCAGGCUGAUUUCGAUGCCCUGAAGAAGAUUCUCAGCACAAAACCCAUGGGCUAUGUCGAGCUCCUCAGUGAUGCUGAUUUGGUGGUGAUGGGUGAAGCACCGAGUGGUGGACCUGGCAAGAGCCGUGUGGCUGCUCCUGUGCAAGCACUGCACCAUGGAUUUGGCUGGUCAAAGAACAAGGAUGCGUGGAAGCCGCAUGCGUCUCAGAUGCUUGGCCAGGCUUGGACUUUUCUCGCGCUUGGCUGCCAAACAUGA